Messenger RNA from Cylindrotheca closterium, 513 nucleotides. Lineage: Eukaryota; Bacillariophyta; Bacillariophyceae; Bacillariales; Bacillariaceae. The record is from the annotation of a GenBank genome assembly.
AUGCUGGUUGGACACCCAAGUGAGAACCUGGCCAUCAAACAUGCCAUCCUCCUCCUUAUCCAAGGUGUCCGUGAUCCGUCCCUUCCUUCCCUACGGGGUGUCCCUGGCUGCCUCUGUAGGGCCUUCUGCUCUCAACAAUGCAUUGGCUACCAAGGACUCUUGGAAGGACGGCUGUCUUGUCAAUGGGCCCCUUGCAGGAAGAAUACCUACAGUUGCAUGGGAGGCAGCUCUCCCACUCUGUGGGUUUCUCAUCUAUCACACCAGCUGAUCUUGAUGGGGUUCCAGAUGUGGGAACAUUGGAACUUGGUGCAACACUUGGAGGAUAAUGUGCAGCUACGUGAGCACAGCCGACAGGUCAACGACGGGAUUCAUUCCCAGUUCGAUAUGGGCCCAACCAACCUUCCAAAGGUUGCCCAGCGCAUGCUCUUGGUCAAGCGCCGGGCAGUACUGAACAAACCCUCGAAAGAUUGGGAGGAGUGGCGAAAGCUGGUAAAAAUGGAACACACGGCCUAG